Drosophila hydei is the source of this 2676-nucleotide messenger RNA. Its product is annotated as broad-complex core protein isoforms 1/2/3/4/5. Gene Ontology annotation, molecular function: protein binding; DNA binding. Gene Ontology annotation, biological process: regulation of transcription by RNA polymerase II. Gene Ontology annotation, cellular component: nucleus. The record is from RefSeq and is a predicted model, not a curated record. Bases 576 to 2345 code for a protein of 589 amino acids. NCBI's taxonomy places the organism in Eukaryota, Metazoa, Arthropoda, Insecta, Diptera, Drosophilidae. The transcript has 2 exons.
UAGUUUUGGUUAUAUCCAUGUUAUUGUUAAAGCGAGCACUGGCAGCGAUUUUCCACUGCAUUCGUUCGAUGUUUUAAAAAAAAAACACGCGCGUUGCGCGUCGUACGGAACAUAUUCAAAAGUUGUUUGCUCUGUGCAUGUUUGCGUGCGUGUGUGUGUGUGUGCGUGUUCGUGUUCGUGUGUAUGUUUGUAUGUAUGUGCUUGCUUUAUUAAACAUUAACAUUGCGAAAAAUCAAUACACAAGUCCCUCAGUGCUUGUGUGCUGUGCACCGCGUGCGGCAUUUGUGCAAAAAUUGUGUUAAACAAAAAGGAUAUCCCAAGGAUAACGCCAGCAAAAGGCGCUUGGCGGUAGGGGCCAAGCAACACGCGCCCAACGCAUCCAAAACGAGAUAAUCAAGCACGCAUCGAGCUUCCCUUAGAGCUUCCAUUUUCGCUGGAGUUGGUCAGCGAUUGUAAAUUGAAGGCGUGUUGGGCGCAACAACAACAACAACAACAACAACAACAAUUAGACCACCACCACCAACAACGAGUACAAGAACAAAAGCCACAGCAAUAACAAGAAGAGCAGCAGCACAAUGUCCGCCGCCACACAGGAGUUUUGCGUGCGCUGGAACAGCCAUUUGGGCAGCAUUGGCGCCGCCUUCCCACAGCUCUUGGCCGGACAGAGAUUCGUAGAUGUGACGCUGGCCUGUGAGGGCCAUCAGGUGCACUGCCAUCGUCUGGUGCUGGCCGCUUGCUCCACAUACUUUGAGGCCAUACUUGCCGAGAAUCCGUGCAAGCAUCCGGUCAUCAUACUGCCCAGCGAGAUCAAGCUGUGGGAGAUUCAGGCCCUGGUCGACUUCAUGUACAAGGGCGAGGUGAAUGUGACGCAGGCUGGCCUGGGCCAACUGUUGCGCUGUGCCGAGCAAUUGCGUAUACGCGGCCUGUACGGCUCCGAGGCGGCCAUCAACUACAAGCAGCUGCAACAGAUGCGUCAGGAUGCGGCAUCGCAAGAUUCGGCAGCUUCGGUCAAACAGGAGCAACAGCAACAACACCAGCAGCAGCAGCAACACCAACAACAGCAACAGCACUUGGACAGCACUGAGACGGAUGAUACGGCCACCAACUCAACGACAUCGACAACAACAACAAGCACAACGGCGCUGUCUGCUAAGCAACAGCAGCAGCAGCAGCAGCAACAAUUGCUACUGCAACAGCAGCAACAACUGCAGCAGAAGGAGCAUCGUCAGCGCCAGCAGACGAACGGCAACAAUGCGUUGCAAUUGCAGCUGCUGCAACAGCAGCAGCAACAACAGCAGCAACAACAACAGCAGCAGCAGCAGCAACAACUAAAUGCUGGCUCUUCAGCGGCUGCAUCGAAUAAUUCGAAUGCACCGACCGAAGAUGAUUCAGCGGAUGAUGCGAGCAACAAUUGGAAUGUCUAUAGCGAGCACUACGAAGACUUUGCCGCGGCUGGCAACAAUAAACUGAAUGUACAGCUGCUGCAGCAGCAACAGCAACAGCAGCAGCAACAGCAGCAUCAGCAGCAUUUACAAAUGCAACACCAUUUGGACUCGACCAUCGAGGACGAUCACAACUAUGUGGCUGCGCAUGAUGAGGAUAACGAUAGCAGCGGUUUUGCCGGCAAUGUGGGCAGCACCAGCGGCAUGGCCAGCAAUGUGGCUGGGCUGUCGCUCAGCAUGGACGCCGAUUUGGAUACGUCGGCCAAUACAUCGGGCUCGUCGCUGAUGCACAGCUCCAUCGAUGGCUAUACAUCGUAUAAGCGAGUGAGACGCUCGGAGGCUUCGUUAGCGCAGGCCGCCAAAUGCGUGUCCAAGGGCGAAACCUUUCAGACCGUGAGCAACAUGUUCAACAUACCCGUAUCCACCAUACGCUUCUAUAUGGCCCGCAAGGGCAUAUUGCCGAAGCGUAAGCGUGGCCGUGGCGCCUCACAUGCCGGCAGCACCAUCACAACAACAACGAGCUCGGGCAACUCAGCUGCUGCAGCAGCGGCGGCAGCAGCUGCAGCUGCCACCAUGGCGGCGGCAACGACAUUGGGCAGCCUGUCGACAGCCGGUGCGCAUCAUUUGCCCCACCAUUUGCCACUGGAUGCCAUACAGUUGAAGCGGCUGACAAAUGCUAGCGGUGGCAUCGCCACCAGCCCCUCAACAACAGCGACAACGGCAACGGCGGCAACAGCAACAGCAGCGGCGGCUGCAAUGGCAGCGGCAGCAGCAGCUGCCACGUCAGCACCGACCACGCCCCGACUGGAGGUGGCAACGGCGGCCGGUGUACCCUUUCACCUGCUCAGCGAUGCGGCGGCCUUCAAGCUGAGCGAACAGCAGCAGCAGGCGCAUAUAAUCUAACCAUGAGGUUGGCUUCGCUUGCAUUUACUCCAUAUGUGAAACGUGAGAGUGAGCCGAGCUCUGUUGGACAAUCGAAAGCUAUUGCGGAAUAGGCCCGAGAUGCAACUACUCAUUGGCUAAGAUAACACACACACAAACACACACACAUGCAUACACACCUGCAUACAACUACACACACACACACACACACUCAUGCGUAGUCGCUUUAAAAGCAAUUCUCCCCCUCUCAAUACAACUGUUCCUCAAAUAACAAAAAAAAAAAAGAAGAAGAAAUGCUGACAUUCAACAAUGAGCUGCUACAGUUGAGACACAGAUCUAUCUAUAUACAUAU